Molecule: messenger RNA, 999 nt
Organism: Caenorhabditis elegans
Lineage: Eukaryota; Metazoa; Nematoda; Chromadorea; Rhabditida; Rhabditidae
Source: the annotation of a RefSeq genome assembly
UCAAUGGGAUCUAUUCAGAAGUCCCUUCUUCUGUACACGGCUCCCACCUCGAUCUUUUUCAAUUCCAUCCUAAUUCUACUGAUUAUAUUUCGAUCUCCACCCCAGAUGGGAAACUACAAGUAUCUUUUGAUAGGAGCUUGCAUAUUUGAAAUGUCCUAUGGAGUGUUUGAUAUGGUUACACAGCAGACUGUGCUAAACAUUGGUCCAUCGUUUGUAGUGGUUGUUCCAUAUAAAAAUCGAUUCUUCGGAAGAGAGGUUUCAAUGUUCUUCAACUGUAGGUAGCACUCGAAAACCAACAGAUUCAACACACAUUCAGGUUCUUACUGUGGAUUCUUCGGCUUCUCUAUGGGAAUGUUUGUCAUUAUCUUUGCCUACCGUGCAUUUGUUGCUACUGGAAACCAAGUCCUUAAACAGUUCAAAGGAAUUAAAAUUGUCUCCUGGUUUCUCUUGCCACUUCUUUAUGGACUUGCAUAUGGAAUAAUGACUUAUUAUUUGUAUCCCAACUUUCCAGAGAUGACUGCAAUUGUCAGAAAAUCUGUACUCGAAGAAAUGAAUAUGACUAUUGACGAGUAUACCUAUACAGGGCCUUUGUUCUAUUCGCAAAUUGACAAUUCAAUUCGAUACAGCACAAUUGGGGUAGCUAUGCUGCUAGUUGUACUACAGACAAUCUCCCUGUUUUUGAUUAUUUUCUUCGGCGUUCAGUGUUACAGUCACAUCUCUCAAAUCACGAAGAUCACUAAUGAGAGGUCAGCCAAAAUAAAGAAACUACAGCAUCAACUGUUCAUCGCACUUGUGCUUCAGGCCGUGGUUCCACUUGUCCUAAUGCAUAUACCUGUAUGUAUUUUAUACACCUGUUCCGCACUGAACAUCAAGUUCAAUCAAUUCUCAGUUGCAACAACUAUCGCAUUAUUUCCUGUUCUGGAUCCACUUCCCACCAUUAUGAUUGUCAAAAGCUAUCGAUCAGCGAUAAUUGAUUUGAGUUUAUAUUUAUCAGUGAGU